GGGCCAUCUCCGGGAACACCCCUCCCAGCCCGAGUGACCGACCAGGCGCCCUCCGGGUUCGGGAGCCGCGGGGCCGAACGAUCCGGGGCAGGGCUCGCCUCGCCAGUGACAUCACUCCAGAAGCUACUCUCCGCUCUCGGCGCCUGCCUUCGCGAGGCGUCAGUCCGUUUGUCCGUUCCCUUCCGUCCACUGCAGGAAAGGAGGGCUUCGUCGCCGAGCAGGGACAGAGCCGGGCACCGAGGAAACGCCGGACCUGGAGGAGGAGGGAGAGUGAAGGCAGCGAGGGAAGGAGGACCCCGGCAGGCGACAGCAUGAAAUUCAGCCCAGCACACUAUUUGCUGCCUCUCCUGCCCGCGCUGGUCCUCAGCACCAGACAGAACUAUCACGAACUAGAAAGGAAGCUAAAGGAAAUUGCUAAGGAGAGAAGCAUCAUGCUCCAUCAGAUGGCAAAAAAUUCAAGAGAACUCGUUGGAAUUAAAAGCAACCUUCAAUCUUUGAAAAAUGAUGAAAAAAAUGCCAAAGACAAUGUUCAGAAGCUCCUGCUGAUAGGGACCGAACAAAGAGAACAGUUGAAGUCUCUCCAUGAAACCCUGCAUAUUCAACUUAAAGAGGCAACUGAUAAAGUAGAAAAGCAACAAACUACUAUCGUUUUUUUAAAGUCUGAAUUGGAAAGGAAGAACAAAAUGAUCCGAGAUCUCCAAAAUGAGAAUAAAAGUCUGAAAAACAAACUCUUGGCAGGAAACAAGCUGUGUGGCAUCCAUGCAGAAGAGGCAAAAAAAAUUCAAGCCCAGCUGAAGGAUAUUCAUUAUGGGAAGAAGGAUUUAUUACUUAAGGCCCAACUGCUUACUGAACUGGAACAGAAAUUAGUUGUAGCCAGAAAUGAAUUAGAAAAAGCAGCUCUUGACAGGGAGUCACAGAUGAAAGCAAUGAAAGAGACUAUUCGACUCUGCCUGUCAACUGUCUUUAACCACAAUUCACCUACUGAUGUUAAUAUACCUCAAAUAAAUCCAACUCUGAUGGCACUUUCAAAUGCACCUACUGUCCCUGUGAACCCACAGGAACAGACACAGCCGCAGAUAAAAAUCCCUGAUGCACCAACUUUGCCUGGACAGAAUGACAGCAUUCAAUAUAAGUCAAGCAUUGGAGAAAAUAUAACAGUCCCUGCCUGUAAUCCUAAUGUAAGAAAAUAA
Molecule: messenger RNA, 1190 nt
Organism: Sorex fumeus (smoky shrew)
Lineage: Eukaryota; Metazoa; Chordata; Mammalia; Eulipotyphla; Soricidae
Gene: LUZP2
Product: leucine zipper protein 2
Exons: 10
Coding region: 312-1190 (292 amino acids)
Source: RefSeq, a predicted model, not a curated record